Messenger RNA from Eremothecium gossypii ATCC 10895, 2046 nucleotides. It is a transcript of the gene YND1, whose product is annotated as apyrase. The transcript has a single exon. Gene Ontology annotation, cellular component: membrane. The record is from RefSeq and is marked provisional. Gene Ontology annotation, biological process: nucleoside diphosphate catabolic process. NCBI's taxonomy places the organism in Eukaryota, Fungi, Ascomycota, Saccharomycetes, Saccharomycetales, Saccharomycetaceae. The coding region runs from base 1 to 2046 and encodes 681 amino acids. Gene Ontology annotation, molecular function: nucleoside diphosphate phosphatase activity.
AUGCUUUGUAUCCCUCCAGUCGGGCCUCCGAAGAAAGCGGGGACUGGAACUCGCGAUAGCUUGUAUACAUUGCUCAACUCUAUUAAUAACGGGAAGCCGCUACUACAGAGGCGAAGGGGUGACAUGGUCGAAGAAGAUAAAGAGAUAGCAGAGCAUGAUAAGUAUGGAGUGGUCAUUGAUGCUGGCUCUUCAGGGUCAAGGGUCUACGUAUACAAGUGGACAGACCCGACUGCACUCGGAAAGGAAACAAGUGACGAAUCGGUACUGCACUCGGUUCCUCAUAUUCGCACUCGGAAGGAGUGGACAAAGCGCAUAGAGCCAGGUCUUUCGUCGUUCAAUAAGAAGCCGGAGCGGGCAUACAAGAAGCAUAUCAAAAUACUGUUGGAACAUGCCAAGGAAGUAAUCCCAGAGGACAAGCACCAUGAAACGCCAAUAUUCAUUCAGUCAACUGCUGGAAUGCGGCUGCUCUCGGAUGUGGAGCAAAAGCGUAUCACGGACGUGCUAUGUAGGAAGAUUCGCGAUGAGACACACUUUCUACUAGAGAACUGUGCAGCUCAGAUAGAGACGAUAGACGGGGAAACAGAGGGCAUAUACGGCUGGCUGAGCUUGAACUAUCUGAAGAAGUACUUUGAUGAGUAUGAUGGCAAGCUUACAGAUCAUAAAUCACACGGUUUUUUGGACAUGGGAGGUGGGUCGCUACAAAUAGCAUUCAAGCCUAGCGAUCCAGAAGAGAUAAGCAAACAUAGAGAGGACAUUUCUACGAUCACCUUGAAGAGCGUGAAUGGUGAUGUUCAACAAUGGGAUGUAUUCACAAGCACUUGGUUACGCUUUGGCACGCGCGAGGUACGGAAGAGAUAUCUAAAUCAGCUGGUACAUACGGCGUUGAAUGGCUCAGGCGAGAAGAGCCCAAAAGCCCUAAAGGAUCGGGGAGUCUACGAUCCAUGUCUUCCAAAGGGUAGUGAGCAUUCCUUCACAUAUUCAGGCACUGAGUUACGCAUCAAAGGGGUAGGAGAAUACGAACAAUGCAGUAAAACCAUUUAUCCGCUGUUACUGAAGAACUCUCCUUGUCUGGAACAGCCGUGCUCAUUUAGUGGGGUACACAUGCCAAAGAUAGACUUUACGAGAGAUUCGUUUCUUGGGGUAUCUGAGUAUACUUACACAAUUAACGACGUUUUCCAUAUGGACGCAGAAUAUAAUUUCAGCAACUUUAGUGGAAAAGUUCAGCAAUUCUGCGAAUUGGAUUGGCAAAAGAUUCUUCAGGAAAGGGAAAAUGGCAAUUACGGCGAUAUUUCCAAGUCGUCGCUGCUAGAAGCUUGCUUUAAAGCCAAUUGGGUUAUCAAUGUCUUACACGAGGGCUUCGGUAUCCCAAGAAAGGGUAUUGAUCCCCCAGAUGCCGGGUCAGGCGAUGUCGGAAACCAUAUUACGUUCUCAAGUGCAGAUAAUGUCAAUGGUAAUGAACUGACAUGGACUUUGGGAAAAAUUCUGCUAUAUGCAUGUAGUAUGGUACAACUAGGCGAAAAUAUAAAAGUCGGUUUACAACCGAGUGCAUUAUCUGCGAAGAACGAUGGUAAGAAAUUCAUUCCUGGUGGCAUAUCUCGCGAUCUAGAAUAUGAUUCGGUGAUGGUGCAAUUUCUUCAUUCGCUUGGCCAGAUGGUGCUCCUAUUUUCUGUGGGACUACUGCUAUAUUGGCUCUACGUGAAACUCCACAUCAAGCAGUACGUGAGCAUAAACAGUCUAAAGAGUGCCAUUAACUACGUAAGAGGGAAGAUAAACAAGAUAAGGUACAGCAAAGUCAUGAACCCUGGUCAAUUGGAACAACUUGAGGCAGGGGUUCUUCCGAUGUCUCGUUUCGGCGGGGAUAGGGAUGGUUUUAAGUUUAGAAGCAGGACUAUGUUGAAUUUGAGCCCUCAGGGAUAUGAGGACCAUCCUAUACCCGGCGGCCGCGCAUCUGGCGCUGCUUCACCUGCACUCUCGGAAAAUGCGAUGGGCACAAUAUUCUCUAUGGCAGACUUCUCGGAUUUUAACCGCCCAAGCUCUAACUACUAG